AUGCUCGAAAGGCUGAAUUCAGUGGGCGAAGAUGCAUGGAGUCGUGCAGCCGACGGCACACUAUCUGAUUCCUGGAAAAAUGGCCAAACAAGUUAUCAUGUGCGUUCCUCCAUAUCAGAUCAACGGCAGUCCACCCAGUCACAACAAGCGCACUCAGUUGGUCCAUGGCAGGAUCCGAAAAUGCUCAACGUUCUUGGACAAAGCAGUAGUCAGGCAAAUUCCAUGUAA
This is a messenger RNA of Gongylonema pulchrum, 228 nucleotides long. NCBI's taxonomy places the organism in Eukaryota, Metazoa, Nematoda, Chromadorea, Rhabditida, Gongylonematidae. The record is from the annotation of a GenBank genome assembly.